This is a messenger RNA of Hemibagrus wyckioides, 1581 nucleotides long. It is a transcript of the gene bcl2l16, whose product is annotated as BCL2 like 16. Gene Ontology annotation, biological process: extrinsic apoptotic signaling pathway in absence of ligand; regulation of apoptotic process; intrinsic apoptotic signaling pathway in response to DNA damage. NCBI's taxonomy places the organism in Eukaryota, Metazoa, Chordata, Actinopteri, Siluriformes, Bagridae. The record is from RefSeq and is a predicted model, not a curated record. Gene Ontology annotation, molecular function: protein homodimerization activity; protein heterodimerization activity. Gene Ontology annotation, cellular component: mitochondrial outer membrane. The transcript has 3 exons. The coding region runs from base 195 to 794 and encodes 199 amino acids.
CACAUGCAUAAAUAUACACCCAUACAUGUGCCUCAGCUGACUGACAAAAGAGCAGACAAAAAAGCUCAUUCAUUGUCGUUCUGCCAGCUGCUGACUGGGCCUACGUGUUGGACGUCUUGGAUAAUUCUCAAGGGACCACUGACAAAAAAAAUAACAUCAUGCCGGAAACUUCUAAUUGAUUGGAUACAGCAUUGAUGGGCCUAUUAGAUAAGCCUGUGAUUGGCCAGGGACUGUCCAGCCCUGAUCCACUGGUCCGAGAGGCCUACCUGAUGGCUUACGAUUAUAUUAACUAUGUAACAGCCAAACCGGACACACCUCUUGGCCCGGCGCCGUCUCAAGCCUCAGCGGCGCUGCGGCACGCAGGAGACGAGCUCCUCCAACGCUUCCCGAUCUUCUUCCGUCGCUGGCCACGUGUAUUCCGGGACGUCACAGAGGACACCGCGUGUUCUACGCUGCUGUCCAUCCUGGAUGAGCACUUCUCUCAAGCGAGGCGCAGGGACCUGGCCUGGAGCGCCGUACUGUCCGUGUUUGUGCUUGCUGGUCAGAUGGCACUGCACUGCCAACAAAGAGGCAUGAACAGCGUUCUGCCCCAGCUCCAGCAGUCUGUAGGCAGCUUUGUUGAGAGAGUCAUCUGCCCUGAGAUCAGGGACAAGGGAGGAUGGUCAGGUUUUGUGGUUCGCUUUGGGGAGAAGCCGACUCUGGAGGGCCAGGUAAAGAAGGUGUGCUGCUGGAGUUUGCUCAUACUGAGCUUGGGGAUCAUGGCCUACUUCCUGUGGAAAAGAAGAAUAUUUUAGCCAACACUGCCCUCAUGUGGCAAAUCCAUGAACAUGCCAAGAAGACUUAGAAAAAUAUUGAGUGUAUUGUAUAACACACAUUACUCAACAGAGUGGCAAAAUAUGUUUGUCCAAAAAUAUUACAGUUAUCAUUCUGAUAUCCUCUUCACUAUGAUAAUAUAGAAGAGCUAGUGUUGCCUUGACAACUGUAAUUCAGGUCAAUCAUCUGCCUGAAUAACAUACAAAUGGAGAUCUUUAUUUAUGAAUUAGGUUGAAAAGUUAAUGUAAUUUUUCGACUUCGAGGGGGAGAAUGAAAAAUAAACAACAAACAGCAGUGUACAAAGUCCGCCUGUUUUGCUAAGCUUAACUAGCUCAAGUUGCUAGCAGCACCGUGUUUUCAGAGGCAGAUUAUUCACCAUUAGCUGUAUUAAUAGCUUUCUUCAUUAUGAAAUUUUCAUUUUUACUUUUAAUACACAUUUAGAGUCCAGUAGUCAUGUUUUCUGAACAGUAUUGUAAAUAUUUCCUUCAACUGGUAUUUUUGACUGUUGAAGUAUUUUCAGAUUUGAAGCCAUGAUUAGCAUUAAAACCAGAGCUUGUGUGCAACUUAAGUUCUUUAUUUUGUAUUAGGUUAAAAUUCUUCACAAAUCAUGGCAAUGUGCUGUUUUUAUGACUGAAAUGCCAACUAAUUUGGUUAGAAGACUUUAUUCAGGAGGAAGUGAUUGAAUAUCAAACAGCUGCCAGAGUUACCUCAGGCAAAGAGGCACCUCAAACCAAGUGACUAAGAAAAUGAAAUCCUUCACACUUUCAC